GGAAUCUCUUCCACAUUGACUUCGGUCACAUCCUGGGGAAUUACAAGAGUUUCAUGGGAAUCAGUAAGGAGUGGGUUCCCUUUGUGCUCACGCCAGACUUCCUGUAUGUCAUGGGAACAUCGGGAAAGAAAAGUAGCCCCAACUUCCAGAAAUUCCAGGACGUGUGUGUGAAGGCCUACCUCGCUCUUCGGCACCACACCAACCUGCUCAUCAUCCUCUUUUCCAUGAUGCUGAUGACCGGCAUGCCGCAGCUGACCAGUAAGGAGGAUAUCGAGUACAUCCGUGAGGCGCUGACUGUCGGCCGCAGCGAGGACGAGGCGCAGCGCCACCUGCUGGACCAGAUCGAGAUCUGCAGGGAAAAAGGCUGGAUGGUUCAGAUCAACUGGUUUGUUCACCUGGUGCUGGGGAUCAAACAGGGGGUGGAGAAACGGUCCACUUAGGACUCUGUUUGCACGAGUUUUCUUCUUAGAACUUUUCAUUAAGGCAAAUCUUUUGUUUUUAUUCGAUGUAAAUAAGAGUCCUACAAGAUGGUUCUACUUAAGAAUGAAAAGUCCUAAAAGCUAUAAAAGUGAUUGCACAAAAUAAUUUUUUAAGAUUUUUAAUCAUACACCACGGGUCAUCUCAAAUAUAAAGACACUUUAAAAGGAAGAAUAAUGAAAGUAAGGUGAAUGAAUAGCUUUGAUGGGUUAUGUGAUAAUCCUGUUAGUAUUCAGUCAUUUUAUCUACAGAGAAAGGCUUGAUGAAAAGAAAAGUAAAACUGCGACGUGACUGAGUUGAAAAUGCGACACAGCAUCCCUGCAGACGUGGCACCAAGAUGCAUGAAUGCUAAAUUAAGUCUAAUAAAUUAUAUUCUAUGGUGAGGAGACCAAGAGCAGAAAA
This is a messenger RNA of Plectropomus leopardus (leopard coralgrouper), 879 nucleotides long. The record is from RefSeq and is a predicted model, not a curated record. NCBI's taxonomy places the organism in Eukaryota, Metazoa, Chordata, Actinopteri, Perciformes, Serranidae.